AUGGUUUUCCACGAAUUUUUGGAAUCCGGAGGCAACGCAAUGGAUUGGGAGAAUAACGAAAUUAACGAAGAAGAUCCCGAGGAAGCUUUACUGGAACUGAAUAGAAUGCUAAGAAACAGACCACUAACCAGUUAUCGGGGAUUCCUUGCAAAAUAUGAAAAGUUGAAAGCAAGCUUACAAAGCUUUUGCGGCAGCUUGCCGCCUGGGAACACCGAUCUGGCCUCUGGCGACACGGAUCCCGUUUCGGACGCAUAUACCUGCUAUGCAUUAAAUAUACAAGAUUCAAAUCUGGUGUCUGCAUGCUUAUCACGUGUUUUUGAAAUGAAUGGUCACUUCCUGCACCUGCUGUUUCGCUUCACGCAGCGAAAUCAAGAUGAAGACGUACCGUUUUUUGUCGAAAGCAUGUUUUGUGGACUUUACCAAGAGCCUUCUAAAUUUUCUGCAAUCCAUUAUUUUAUUGAACAUGCCAACAGAACAAGACUUACAUUUGAGCAGGGAAAACAUUUUCUGGACCAAGUUUGGGAGGACUGCAUUGCAGAGAUGACAAUACUGGAAGUUAUAGACUACUUGAAGAAUCCUCAGUUGUUGUUGUUCUUAGCCAGACACGGUGUUGACAUAGUUAGAAUAAAUGCGACCUCGCAGAUUCUCGGCCAUGUUCUAAAAGAUGUCUUAUUGGAUAUUUCUCUGAAUAUUUUGAAGAUUUUGGAUGUCAGGCAUAUCAGGGAAUACAGGAAAGCCAGGUAUUGGCAAAGAAUCCAUCGGAAAGCCGCUAUGCUUCAAAUUGUAUUGCUAACCAUCCCUUACGCAGACUUUUAUUUCGCAGAGCAGCAGUUAGCACGAUUCAACAUUCCUCUUACAAAUAUCGUACGAUUAGUAGGCAGAUAUCAUGUACUGCCCGCUCUUUUUAAUCGCUUCAAGCAGCCUCCACCGUUAAAACAUUUGUCUAGAUGUGCUGUGCGAGGCCUUUUACAUUCCAAUUUUCAGUUGCCAAGAGGAAUAUUUGAUUUACCAAUCGAAGAUGAUCUGAAAACUUAUCUUGAUUUGAUGCUGGAUUAAACUUGCAUACUUAUCGAUAUCUUCUAAGACUACAUACAUAAAGGAAAAAUAAAUAUGUCUUAUAAAUA
Molecule: messenger RNA, 1124 nt
Organism: Stegodyphus dumicola
Lineage: Eukaryota; Metazoa; Arthropoda; Arachnida; Araneae; Eresidae
Source: RefSeq, a predicted model, not a curated record